AUGAGUACAGACGACGAGAUUCAGGAGAAGACUGAGGAGGAGGUUGCUGACAUGAUUAUGGAGGAUGUUCAUAACCUGAUGAAGCUCUUGGAUAUUGUGGCAUCGGAACCAAGUAACAGACACAAAUUAUCAGUGGAUAGUGUUAGGGUUACUCAUCCUCUACUUUUCCCCCGCAUAUCAUCGAUCAGGACCUAUCUUGGAGGGGAUCUUUGUCUUACACUUUCAGAAUACGUUGAUGUAUUUGGAAAAAUACCAGUGGUGACCAGAGAUGUUGAGUUAAAUCAUCCUGUUGAUUGUCCAUUAAAAUUUUGA
Molecule: messenger RNA, 312 nt
Organism: Trypanosoma rangeli
Lineage: Eukaryota; Euglenozoa; Kinetoplastea; Trypanosomatida; Trypanosomatidae
Exons: 1
Coding region: 1-312 (103 amino acids)
Source: RefSeq, a predicted model, not a curated record